This is a messenger RNA of Nymphaea colorata (pocket water lily), 976 nucleotides long. RefSeq lists its product as uncharacterized. The transcript has 2 exons. NCBI's taxonomy places the organism in Eukaryota, Viridiplantae, Streptophyta, Magnoliopsida, Nymphaeales, Nymphaeaceae. Bases 76 to 786 code for a protein of 236 amino acids. The record is from RefSeq and is a predicted model, not a curated record.
AUGCAAAGGACUACUUUCACCACUCACCGGUGAGUUCCAGAUAGAAAACUAAAGGAGCAGCCGGGCGUUGCUUCAAUGGUGCAGCCGCGCGGAAGCCGUGUGAGUGCAGUUUUCCCUCUGAGGCUGCUGGUGGACGAGAAGAAGAAGAAAGUUGUCUUUGCAGAAGCAGGGAAAGACCUGGUCGACUUCUUCUUCAGCCUUAUGCUGCUGCCCUUGGGGGCCGCGGUCUCGUUGUUGGGAAGGGAAUCAACCCCUGGAUCUGUAGGGAAGCUGCAUGAGAGCAUAAGCAAUUUGGAUAGUUCUUACUUCUCGAAAAGCCCCUCUGCUUCACCUUCUGAAGUAAAGGACGAGCUCAAAAGCCCUACGUUACCUUGUCCCAGGCUCAGACUGGGGGACCUUCAUCUGCCAUAUCCGAGGAGCAGUGUACGUCUUCUCGAGGUACGCAUGUGCGACAACUGCUACGGCUUUGCGUCUGAAGUUUAUGAUGCAAAAUGUCCUUCGUGUCGCCGGGAGAUGACGCGAACACUCAAGCUUGUGCAACCGAGUGCUGUUGAGGAGAAAGGGUUUGUGAAGGAACUGGUAGCGUACGCCAUAACCGACGAUCUCUCCAUUGCCCCCCUUUCCACCUUCUCCACUCUUGCUCUCAUGAAGAGGCUCAAAGUGACCGACCUUGCUCCUUUGCAGGAGAGAACGGUCAUGGUCGGAGUAGAGCAGGGAAUAAAGAUACUGGGCAUAUCUCUGCGAUCAAAGACUGUGCUGUCAGACGUAUUUCUGUCAGAGGAUUAAGGCCAUAUAAGCUCGGUCUACGUUCUCUGAUUUGCUUCCGUGACCUCAUAUCCUCCGUGUUCCGCAGGAGAAGGGCCACUAUUGUGCUUCGUUAUGUUUGCUUUUAUAUUUAGCGUUCCUUAUGUUCUUGCUGUGCUAAAAUUAUAACAGCAAAACUGUUUCCUAUUUACAAUAUUAUUAACAUGUUUCA